Messenger RNA from Xiphophorus couchianus (Monterrey platyfish), 3437 nucleotides. It is a transcript of the gene htr3a, whose product is annotated as 5-hydroxytryptamine (serotonin) receptor 3A. Gene Ontology annotation, cellular component: postsynaptic membrane. NCBI's taxonomy places the organism in Eukaryota, Metazoa, Chordata, Actinopteri, Cyprinodontiformes, Poeciliidae. The transcript has 9 exons. Bases 807 to 2285 code for a protein of 492 amino acids. Gene Ontology annotation, biological process: monoatomic ion transmembrane transport. The record is from RefSeq and is a predicted model, not a curated record. Gene Ontology annotation, molecular function: transmembrane signaling receptor activity; extracellular ligand-gated monoatomic ion channel activity.
AGAAAAGUAAAUUUUUUUGGUAAUAAAUUCAUAAUGUGUUAUCUGAUGAAAUCUUCUGCCACAGAGUUCCUGGCCAUCUAAAAAUCAGAUGAUUUCAGGCAGAAUUUAUGCUAAAUGGAUGCAAAAAUGACUGAACAGUGAACAAAAAAACUUUCUAAAACUUGAUGUUUCAUUACAUGUUUUGUAGCAUUGUCUGUGGGUUUACAGAGGGGGUCCCCAGCCACAGGUUAAUACUCUUUGGAGGGGGAAGUUUGGGAAGCCCUGUGCUAAAUAACUUAAAGUAUCAAAAACUGAGCUUUAUAUUUAUUUAUGGGAGCAAAAAAUAAAAAAUAAAAAAUAAGCAAUUUUUCUAUGGGAAAUAUUUAGUAUUUUGCCAAAAAUACCGUUGGAGCAGAAAAAAUGAGACAUGAUGAAUUUUACUUUUUAAUGUCAUAAAACAACUGGGGUAAAAAAGUAACUUUUAAUUGUGCAGCAGCAGAUGAAGUGGAAUCCUGCCUAAAAGCCUAGUUGAUAUUCAUGUCAUUCAGCUCCAGCUGUCAUUUCUCAGACACGAAGUAUGAUCUUUAAAUGGACUUUCUGCUGCAGUCACCUCAGUGAGCUGCUGCUUUAUGGAGCGGAGAGGUGGGGCUUCACAUGGAUACGCCCUCCGCAGCCCACUGACGCUAACAGGGUGUCAUAGUGGAAGUGGGUGAAGUGAUGCGUGAAGCUGAUGGAAAUGGAGGAUAAGGGAGUCGGGCGUCCCGAGGUCUUCCAUCAGAACGACAGGAGAGCCAUCACAGCAACAGAGACCCGGGUCGGCUCAGAACAUGAGGCUGUCAUCGGGCUGGACGACGCUGAUUUACCUGCUGCUCCAUGGAGCUGCUACCGUCUGCACAGUUAAAAAGCCGCCCAGUAGCCCUGGAAGGUUUGCCAACGCCACCUUGGUGCGGCUGGCUGACUUCCUGAGCGCUGGAUAUAAGAAAGGAGUGAGACCUGUGAAGGACUGGAGGACGUCUACUAUCGUUGCCAUAGACCUCAUGGUUUACUCCAUCCUCAAUGUGGACGAGAAGAACCAGGUUUUGACGACGUAUGUGUGGUACAGGCAGUCGUGGACGGAUGAGUUCCUGGUGUGGAACCCGGAGGACUUUGAUGAAGUCAAGCAAGUCUCCCUGCCUACGGCUAACGUCUGGGUUCCUGACAUUCUCAUCAACGAGUUCGUCGAUGUGGGGAAGUCUCCAGAUAUUCCUUACGUCUACGUUACACAUGAGGGUCUGGUGCAGAACUACAAGCCCAUCCAGGUCGUCACCGCCUGCACACUCAACAUCUACAACUUCCCGUUUGACGUCCAGAAAUGCAGCCUCACCUUCCAGAGCUGGCUCCACACCAUCGACGACAUCAACAUCACCCUGAUGCGAAGCCCCGAGAAGCUCCGGGACGACAAGAGCGUCUUCAUGAACCAGGGAGAGUGGGAGCUGCUGCACAUCCUGUCCAAUUACAAGAUCUUCAGCGUGGACAACGACGACUACUACGCAGAGAUGAAGUUCCAUGUGGUGAUCCGACGGCGGCCGCUGUUUUACACGGUGAACCUGCUGCUGCCCAGCGUCUUCCUGAUGGUGAUGGACAUCGUUGGUUUCUUUCUGCCUCCAGACAGCGGAGAGAGAGUUUCCUUUAAGAUCACUUUGCUGCUCGGCUACUCGGUCUUCCUCAUCAUCGUGUCUGACACUCUGCCUGCCACGGCCAUCGGAACGCCGCUGAUAGGUGUGUACUUCGUGGUCUGCAUGGCUCUCCUGGUGAUCAGCCUAACAGAAACCGUACUGAUUGUUCGUCUGGUCCACAAGCAGGAUCUGCAGCCACCCGUCCCCCACUGGGUGAAGUACCUGGUCCUGGAAAGAGCUCCGGUUCUCUUCUGCAUCCACAAAAAGCACCGCUUCUGUGCGAGGCUGUCGUCUCAGGCUUCAGAGCUGGACCACUCCAAGGAAAACAACUACGGGACGGCCCAGUGCUCCCUCCACCACACCUGUGAGAUAGGCCAGAGGCUCAGCCAGCAAGACAGAGAGGGUGGAAUGCUUGGACUUCGCCUGGCCCCAUCCAGGGACAACACUCCGCCCGUCAUGGACAACAUCCUCCAAGAGGUGACGGCCAUUCGGCAGUUCCUGGAGAAGAGGGACCGGUGUCGGGAAAUCGCCAAGGAGUGGCUCCAGGUUGGCUACGUGCUGGACGUGCUGCUCUUCAGAGUCUACCUAGUGGCCGUGAUCGCCUACAGCAUCACACUGGGCACUCUGUGGUCGGUCUGGCAGGUGGCCUGAGUUUCGCCCCUCCACCCAGUCAGCGUAGGUCAACCACAAAUAAGUAUAUCAAGUGUAAGUGGCUGAAGCUCAUCGAAUAAAGGAGGCAUUCAUGAAUAGAGAAAUAACUCCUCUAGAUGAGGCCACCAUGUAAAUUCAGAGGACGAGACAGUAAAAUGUCCUCGUAAACAUUAUAAUGUAGGCCUAAUCUAGUAGUUUGAAGGCAUAUGACUCAAAAGUAACAAGAGGGGCUUCAUCAGGAGGAACACAAAGGCUUUCUGAGACGAUCCAAAGGCACAUUGGCAUUCUGUCCCAAACUGUUUUAGGUGCAGUUAAUACGCAUCAUUACAGGGGAUAAAACGGGGACAUUAGUGAAGCCAAGGCUAAGUUUUAUGCCAGAUAUCUACUGAGUUGAAGAAACUAGGAAAUGAAAACCAAUAAUCUGAAGAUGAGAAAUGAUAAUAAACUUGGUUACCAAAUAAGAAAAUAUAUAAGAAAAAUCUAUAAAUAUAUAAAUGGACGCUUUAUUGCUACACAAUUAAUGACUUAAUAUAUGUAAAUUGCUAACAAAUUCUUUAGGACUGCUUUUUGCAUUUAGCUUUUCCUGUACCUGAAACUUAGGAAAUGUGAAGUGGGACAGUUUUUUGGAGAGCUACACAUUAACGCUGUUGACACAAAGUUUCUUAUCUCUCCACAUGAAACAUAAAACAAAACAAAAAAACCCCUGACAGCUUUAAUGUUACUUGCAGAUUUAAAGCAGUUUAAGAUUCAGCAGUUUCUGGUUCUGCUUGUCUCCCAGAGCGGCGGACAGAAAGUUACAAAUACCCAAUAAACUGGCAUUUAUAUAUCAAAAGUUAGCUAGUCUCUGCAUAUUAGCUAAAUUUAGCUAAUGCUAGGAUAUAAGUUUAUGUUAGCUCGCUAGCAUUGGCUAAUCUUGUAAUCUGAGCUAACUCGUAGAAAGCCAAAUCCUGACUUUUACGUUCUCGUCUGAUUUUAAUGUAUAUUUUACAUUGACUGAUGCUGGAAAAUACAACUUGGCUGACACAGUGUGCUACAGCAAGACAGUAACAAUUAUUUUAUUUUACUUUUUUCCAGUGCAACAUUGUGCACAUACAUUUUGGUUGUGUUUUUGUGCCAACGGAAAAAUAAUGCUGUCUGUAAUGACCGAAAGAA